Messenger RNA from Centruroides sculpturatus (bark scorpion), 654 nucleotides. RefSeq lists its product as uncharacterized. The record is from RefSeq and is a predicted model, not a curated record. Lineage: Eukaryota; Metazoa; Arthropoda; Arachnida; Scorpiones; Buthidae. Gene Ontology annotation, molecular function: DNA binding. Bases 1 to 654 code for a protein of 217 amino acids. The transcript is spliced from 2 exons. Gene Ontology annotation, cellular component: nucleus; transcription regulator complex. Gene Ontology annotation, biological process: regulation of transcription by RNA polymerase II.
AUGAUUAAGGAGUACCACAAUAGAGACCUCGUUGAUAAGGAGUGGGAUAAUAUUGCGACAAGACUUAAUAUAGGCAAGGAGCUGGCAAAAUCAAAGUGGAAAAGCCUUCGCGACAAUUUCCGAAAGGAGUUGAAAAAAAUUCAAAACACUAGAUCAGGAGAUGCAGCUCCAGCAAAACGAACAAAGUGGAUACAUUUUAGUUCACUUGAAUUUUUGAGAGAAUUCAUAAAACCCAGAUUUACUAGCAGUAAUCUGCUAGUAGAUCUGGGUCCCUCAACAAGUGAUCCAGAAACUACUGUUGAUAAUGAAGUUACAAAUUACAUUGAAGAACCUACAAUUUGGAACCUACAAAAUGAUGAGACAGACAGAUGUAUUGUAGAUAUAAAUGACAAACUGACUUUGUCAUCUGGAUCAUGCCCGUCUAUACCAAACAAAAAACAAAAAAGAAAGACAGAUAAACUAGAUUUACAAAAAGAAAUUCUAGAGAUAGAAAAGCUGAAAAUUGAAUGGUUGAGAAAAGCAGAAACGGAAGAUGAUGAUGAUUUGAACUUUUUUAAAUCUUUACUACCUUACAUGAAACUAUUACCACCAAUUAAAAAACUAACUGUCAGAUCAAAAAUUCAAAAUUUUGUACUUGACCAGUUAAAAGACUAA